This is a messenger RNA of Gasterosteus aculeatus aculeatus (three-spined stickleback), 1487 nucleotides long. It is a transcript of the gene c13h2orf68, whose product is annotated as chromosome 13 C2orf68 homolog. Lineage: Eukaryota; Metazoa; Chordata; Actinopteri; Perciformes; Gasterosteidae. The record is from RefSeq and is a predicted model, not a curated record.
UGUUUUGAUAUUUAAUUUUUGUAGAUGCUCGGUAAGGGUCCAUUUAAGGAUUUUUUGUCUUUGUAAACAAAGGGUAUUUUUAUUAUUCGUCUGUAAACUCCGGGAAUGUUAUAUUUGGACAACAAUUUACCAUUAGCUAGCAUGUAACAUUAGCUUUUUGUCAUUGGUGUCUGUGGAUCUGCUUGCUGGCGUCAUAAGCGCACACAUACUGUCGCCGUAGUGGAACAGUUUGUUAGAAUGGAUAUUUUAGGAGACGAUGAAGCACUUGAGCUGAAAUACAAACGUGGCGGCCGCUUGGACAUGAGCCACGGCUUCCUGCACCAUAUCCGGAGGAACCAAAUUGCUAGAGAUGACUACGAUAAAGAGGUGAAGCAAGCCAAAGACGUAAAACAAGCUAAAGAGCUUCAGCGGCGGAGGAACACCACGACCCCUAGACGACCCCGGCGGCCUGACAUCCAAGUGUACCAUCCUCGAUGCAGACAUGGAUCAGAGCCAGGAGCCGGUGCUGAGGCUGAAGAGUCUAAUGAGAGUGGGUCAAGCACAGAGGCAGAGACCCACGGUGCUGAACUCUUCUGGCUCGACUACCAGGCGGACUCCGGUGCAAUUACCUCUUUCCUGGUGCACAAGGAGGAUAACCCUGAGAAGGUGGUGGAUCGUGUCGCAGAGAAGAACAUCCUGGAUUCAGCCAUGAAGGCAGCUCUAGAAGCUCGAAUUCGGAAGGAAAUUGACAAAAGAGGGGACAGACGUUGAGCGAUGUUCUCAAGCAGUUGACUAUGAUGACAGGGACAAUUGGCAAAGAGGCGCAAUACUUUAUUUGCAGUUCUGCACUACGCGGCAUUAACGCUGUUGUCAGUAUUGGGGAGACAAUGAGGAUUUUAGGAUCAGGUACAGUGACUAUCAGCAGAGAUCCAACUUUAUGACCCCUAAUUAAUCUGUCUUUUAUUUUUUUAAGGGAGAAGGAAUGGCACUUAUGAAAGAAAGUCGGGAGUUAACUGUAUUUACAUUUUUCAAACCAUGUUUUUCUUACCUCACACCCUCAUUCAUAGGUUUAAGGACACAUUUUUUACACCUUCGAGUCAAUUGGACUUUCUUGCUUUCUAACAGUUAAAUUGAUAAAAAUGAGUAUGUACUCUUUGACAGAGAGCACUGUUAACCUCUCCUCUCUGUUAAACACCUCCUGUGUUUCUUGUGUUUACAAAGACCUUGUUUUUAUAAAGAGAUUAAUACUUUUUUUAGCUAUAAUGCUGUGAACGGAACAUCAGUCUCAGUGAUUCAAUGUUUAGAAAUAUGAAAUACAGUUUUGUUUCCAGUGUGGCCGUAGCCACGAUGAUGUGUUCAUUUGUUUCAGUGUUUGAAGUAUUCUAAUUUAUUUUAGAUUUUUGAAAUACUUUUAUUUUUGAUACUAAAUAUAUUUUUGAGAACAUGAUUCUUUAUGUAAAAAAUGAAUGUUAAGUAUAUGUAUAUAAAAUACAUAUAUUACUGUCCAA